Messenger RNA from Poecile atricapillus (Black-capped chickadee), 1932 nucleotides. Its product is annotated as collagen alpha-1(I) chain-like. Bases 1 to 1932 code for a protein of 643 amino acids. The record is from RefSeq and is a predicted model, not a curated record. Lineage: Eukaryota; Metazoa; Chordata; Aves; Passeriformes; Paridae. The transcript has 2 exons.
AUGGCGAUCCGGGAGCGGGAGCCGAGCGCUCCGAGCGCGGGGAGAAGGCCGGGAAUAAAGCGAGGAAACCCCAAGAAAUGCCCCGGCUCGGGAGGGUGCGGCGGGCGCGGGGCCCCGGGCGGCAGCGGGGCAGCUUCCUGCUGCUGGCAGCACCUGCGCCGGGGCCGCCCCCGGGGAGGAGCCGGCACCGGCCCGGGAACACGGGCACCCAGCCCCGGCCACCCGGCACCGGCCCGGGAACACGGGCACCCAACCCCGGCCACCCGGCCCCGGCCCGGGAACACGGGCACACAGCCCCGGUCACACAGCACCAGCCCGGGAACACGGGCACCCAGCCCCGGCCACCCAGCACCGGCCCGGGAACACGGGUACCCAGCACCGGCCCGGGAACACGGGCACCCAGCCCCGGUCACCCUGCACCGGCCCGGGAACACGGGCACCCAGCACCGGCCACCCGGCACCGGCCCGGGAACACGGGCACACAGCCCCGGUCACCCAGCACCGGCCCGGGAACACGGGCACCCAGCACCGGCCCGGCCCGGGAACACGGACACGCAGCCCCGGCUACUCAACACCGGCCCGGGAUCACGGAUACCCAGCCCCGGUCACUCAGCACCGGCCAGGGAACACGGGUACCCAGCCCUGGCCCGGGAGCACGGACACCCAGCCCCGGCUACCCAGCCCCGGCCCGGGAACACGGGCACCCAACCCCGGCCACCCGGCACCGGCCCGGGAACGCGGGCACCCAGCCCGGGCUACCCAGCCCCGGCCCUGCCCGGGAGCCUCCGGGAAGGAGCCCUUCGGUCCAGCAUCCCCACGCCGGUGCCCCGCGGUGGGCACGGCCGGCUGGCCCGCACACAGCCCCGCUCUGCCCAGGGCUGCAGGGCCCCGCCGCUCCCGGCAGCGCAGAGCUGCCCUCGCCUUCUGCAGGCUUCGAGCAUCCCUCGCCAUGUGCUCCCGCCGCGGGCUGCGGGCUGGCUGCUCGCACGGGAUGGCUUCUCCUGCCUGGAGACCUUCAGAGGCGUCGGGUGCCCGGGGAGCUCGGCCCGGCAGGAGGAGACAAGCGGCCGCUCCCCAGGGCCCCUCCAGGGCAGCAGCGCUCGCCGCGUCCCCCCGAGCCCGCUCUGCCCCCGCGGCCCCGGCUCUGACUCAGCUGCGGGCGGGGGAGCCGAGGAUGGAGCGGCCCGAGGGAAGAGCCCGAUGGAAAAGCCCUUCCCUUCUGCACCUCCCGCACCUCCGGCCCCUUCUCCCCGCAGGGGCAGCGCUGUCACAGCCCAGCCCACCCGCCCGGCUCAGCGCUCCGAGCGCCCGGGGGAGCGGGGCAGCCGGGCUCGCUGCGGCUCGGCUGCGGUGCAGGAGCGGGGCUGCGGGCGGCGAGGGCACCGAGCAUCCUCCGCCCGGGCCCGGAGAGCCCCGGCCGGCAUCGCCCCGAGAGGAGCCCCGUGCCCCGCUCCGUGCGAGCCGAGCCCGUCCGCCUCCGCAGCCCGGCCGCACCUUGCCCUGCCCUGCCCUGCCCUGCCCGGCUCACAGCCCCGCCCUGCUCACAGCCCGGAGGAUGCCCGAGGGAACCGCGGCACCCCCGAAGGCUGUCCCUGUCCCCCGGGCAGCGGGACAGCCGCGCUGCGGAGGGGAUGGCGGCUCGGGCCGGGGCUGACAGCGGGGCAGGCUCCUCCUCUCUCCGCGUUUAACUCUUGCCUCGUCCCGCGGCCCCGCACGCCGCCCCCGGCCCCGACCCCCGCCCGCAGCACGGCCCGGCCGCUCCCCCGCCCCGCGGCCACCGGCCCCGACCGCAGCCCCGGCCACCCCCGGCCACCCCCGGGGACCCCCGGGCACAGAGCCCCGGCCCCGCCCGCGCUGCCGCAGCCUCCGGCGGGCCCGGGGCAGCCCGCGGCGCCCCGAGCCCCCGAGCCGGGCGGGCGGCGCAAGGGUUAA